This is a messenger RNA of Scomber scombrus (Atlantic mackerel), 1306 nucleotides long. RefSeq names its product POC1 centriolar protein B (gene poc1b). The transcript is spliced from 11 exons. Gene Ontology annotation, cellular component: centriole; ciliary basal body. Lineage: Eukaryota; Metazoa; Chordata; Actinopteri; Scombriformes; Scombridae. The coding region runs from base 59 to 1306 and encodes 415 amino acids. The record is from RefSeq and is a predicted model, not a curated record. Gene Ontology annotation, molecular function: protein binding. Gene Ontology annotation, biological process: cilium assembly.
CUGAAGCUCAAAACAGCGGGAUGGUUCAACCUUUGCUUUGACAACAUUACUUCAGUAAAUGCCCACCAUGGCGUCUGUAAUGGAGGAUCCCGCCCUGGAGAGACACUUCAAGGGACAUAAAGAUGCUGUCACCUGUACUGACUUUAAUCCAAACCGCAAACAGCUAGCCUCAGGAUCAGUGGAUAGGAGCCUGAUGAUCUGGAAUCUGGCUCCGAAGGCGAGGGCUUUCCGCUUUGUCGGCCAUCAGGAUGCCAUCACUGCGGUGCAGUUCUCACCCUCUGGUAACCUGGUGGCAACUUCCUCCAAGGACAGGACGGUCCGACUGUGGACACCUUCCAUAAAAGCGGAAUCAACUGUGUUCAAAGCACACACGGCUACUGUACGCAGUGUUUCUUUCUCUAAUGAUGGACAGAGACUGGUGACAGGGUCUGACGACAAGUCCGUCAAAGUGUGGAGCGUUCACCGGCAGUGCUUCCUCUACUCUCUCAGCCAGCACACCAACUGGGUGCGAUGUGCCAGGUUUUCUCCAGAUGGGCGGCUCAUCGCCUCCUGUGGGGACGAUCGUUCUGUCCGUCUGUGGGACACUUCCACCAAACACUGCAUCAACUGUUUCAGUGACUAUGGAGGAUCAGCAACCUUUGUUGAUUUCAACUCAAGCGGCACCUGUAUUGCGUCCUCAGCCGCUGACAGUUCACUGAAAAUUUGGGAUCUACGAACCAACAAGCUGAUUCAGCAUUAUCAAGUCCACAGUGCAGGAAUCAAUAGCUUUUCCUUCCACCCAUCCAACAACUAUCUGAUCAGUGGCUCCAGUGACAGCACUAUUAAGAUCCUGGACCUGUUGGAGGGACGACUCAUCUAUACCCUUCAUGGACACAAGGGCCCUGUACUCACAGUAGCUUUUUCCAGGGCCGGAGAUCUCUUUGCCUCCGGGGGAGCUGAUGGUCAGGUGCUAAUGUGGAGGACAAACUUCGACACCAAAUCCUACGAGGAGGUCCUACAACUACACAAUCGGAGGUCCACUCCUGAUCCUCCGCCUCACCUGACCGACAUCUACCCCCGAGGACCCCACCUUCACUACCCACAGUCCACAGGCAUUCAAAUUAAACCAAAGGUGGCAGACACUCGGUCCACUGACCCGCCUGUUAUAGAGUUAGGCCAACCUGUUCCCACCACCACGCGGCUAGUUUCUGCUGUGCCACCCCGACCUAGCCACCCACUCAUCUCCCAUCGGACAGAAAACCCUCGGCUGGCGGCGUGCCAGCAGCGCAUUCCUGCCACUAUUGACAGCGGUUACAGCGAGCUAUGA